UGCAGGAGAGCGUCACCGUCAGUCUCUGGAUGAAUUCCGGCUGAUUUCCUCGGGCGCCCUGUGAUUUUAUUUCCCCGCUGUUCUGGAGCUGGUUAAAACCAAACAGGAAGAAGGUUUCUCUCCAGUCAUGCAGAAGGUGGAGGGACGGUUAACCCCGGUCAACCUGCCUUCUUCCAGGGGCCCGAGCACCCCGGGGUCUCCCGCCACUGGCAUCACGGCCCGAGUGAACGACCACGUGGUGGGCUACAGAGAUCUGGCAGCGCUGCCCCGAGACAAAGCGAUCCUGCAGGUGGAGAGACCCGACCUGAUGUCGUACCAACCACACCUCACCUUCUCCCCACUUGACGCUCCACCCAGAGAACGAUCUCUGUCUCCUCCGCCUACGUCUUCCACCAGGUCUCCUGAGGUGAAGGCGCGUGGAGCAGAGAGUGAGAGUGACAGUGGUUCUCCUGGAGGAUCUACGCUGCUACUGCAGUCUGGACGCAAGAUCAGCGCCAGCCAGCAGCAUUUCCACAGACCGGAUAACGGAGCCAACAUCUACAGGAAGCCUCCCAUCUACAAACAAGAUGUUAAACACGUGGAAGGAACCGGCGUCAUUCAGUCGGCAAAGUUUCCUGCAGCUCAGCCACCGGACCCCAACCUGCCGUCCAAGAUAGAGACCGAAUACUGGCCCUGCCCCCCCUCCACGGCUGCCAUGGAGAUCGAGAGGAGGAAGAAGAAAGAGGAGCUGCAGGAGGAAGACGAGUUUGAAGACCUGACCGGUGAGGCCGAGACGCUGCGGGAGCAAGAGCUGGAAAAGAUCAAGUCCAACCUGGGCCGGCUCAUCCUGAAGGAGGAGAAGGAGAAGGCCGUCCAUUUCCGGAGGAAGACCCAGUCGCUGCCCGACAGAACGCACCUGCACACCAGUUUGUCAGCGAGCGCAUCAAAGUCUCCUUCACACGCCGGCAUCGGCCUGACCCGAAUGCAGUCUGCAGAGUUCUCUACGGACGGACAUAAAGGGCUGGCAGGUAGGAUUCCAAACGGAGAAGCUCGGAGGGAGAGGAUGGACAGAGGAAACUCUCUGCCAAGUAUCCUGGAGCAGAAGAUCUAUCCGUAUGAAGCGCUGCUCGUGACCCACAGAGGGCGCUGUAAGCUGCCGCCUGGCGUGGACCGCACUCGCCUGGAGAGGCAUCUGUCCACGGAGCAGUUUGAGCAGAUCUUCGGGAUGCCGAUCGGCGAGUUCGACCGCCUCUCGCUGUGGAGACGAAACGAACUCAAGAAGAAAGCCUCGCUCUUCUAACAGGAAGUGACCUCGCUGCCCGCGCAGAUAACUUUUGAUGAACCGCCUGC
Molecule: messenger RNA, 1329 nt
Organism: Perca flavescens (yellow perch)
Lineage: Eukaryota; Metazoa; Chordata; Actinopteri; Perciformes; Percidae
Gene: dmtn
Product: dematin actin binding protein
Exons: 16
Coding region: 128-1279 (383 amino acids)
Biological process (GO): lamellipodium assembly; actin filament bundle assembly; cytoskeleton organization
Cellular component (GO): actin cytoskeleton; plasma membrane
Molecular function (GO): actin filament binding
Source: RefSeq, a predicted model, not a curated record